Molecule: messenger RNA, 870 nt
Organism: Zingiber officinale
Lineage: Eukaryota; Viridiplantae; Streptophyta; Magnoliopsida; Zingiberales; Zingiberaceae
Exons: 3
Coding region: 74-769 (231 amino acids)
Cellular component (GO): mitochondrial matrix
Source: RefSeq, a predicted model, not a curated record
AGUUAAACCAACUCGAACAAGUAUCCCUUCCUCCUCCAGAAACCCCCAGAUCGGACCCCCAUCGACCGCUGAGAUGUGGCGACGAAGCAUACAGACGUUGGGACGAUGCUCCGCCAGCAGCGACGCCGCCGCCGCCGUCGCCGCCGCCCUGCUCUGGCGCUCCCUCGACCGAAGAUCCCUAUCCUCCGAAGCCACCUCCUCCGUCGACUCCAUCAUCCUCCGCUCCCUCAAGGAACACUACUUCCAGGUCUCCAAGAUGACUCCGCCGCCGAAAGUAAAUCCACCGGCGGGUUACUCCAUCGUGAAGAGCGCGCUGGACCGUGACGGCCCCGUCCUCCGCAGAACCUGCAAGGAGGAGGAGAUCUCGAUAUCCGUGAUGCGACUUGCAAACAUCCUUCCUUCUGGCGCCGCUGAUGAUAAAGGCGAUAACUCGAUUAGCCUGUUCCUCCACGUCGAUGUGUCCAAGCCUGGGCAGGAGAAGUCGAUUCAGUUCCUUUGCGGGUUGUAUCCAGAUGCCGUCGGGAUCCACUCCGUGAGCCUGCGACCCAAGGUCGCCGGCACGAGCAAUAUGACCAAGUUCGAGGGUCGCGUGUUUCAGGAGCUAGAUCUAAAGAUCAGGAAUGCAUUCCAUAUCUUCAUACAUACACGCGGUGUCGACGAGAAGCUUUUCCCAUUCCUGCAAGCAUGGCUAUAUGUUAAAGACCAUAGAACCCUCAUGCGCUGGUUCAAGAGCGUGGGCUCGUUUAUGAAUCAACCGAAACCUGCUUGACCGAUAAAUUUCUUGCUAAUGAUAAUGUUUUUGUUGUUCUAUACAAUGUACCGUCUGUUCUAUUAUUGCAAAUGCUUGUUUCCAGUGAGCGAAAUGAGGCA